Molecule: messenger RNA, 4752 nt
Organism: Haliotis rubra (blacklip abalone)
Lineage: Eukaryota; Metazoa; Mollusca; Gastropoda; Lepetellida; Haliotidae
Product: V-type proton ATPase subunit B
Exons: 14
Coding region: 38-1597 (519 amino acids)
Biological process (GO): proton transmembrane transport; ATP metabolic process
Cellular component (GO): proton-transporting V-type ATPase, V1 domain
Molecular function (GO): proton-transporting ATPase activity, rotational mechanism; ATP binding
Source: RefSeq, a predicted model, not a curated record
ACUCGUGACACUGCAGUCACAUGACAGAUUUGUAAAGAUGGCGUCGAAAGGUGGGCAGAUUGAUAUGCGCUCGCUAAAUGGGCCCCUCAGUGAUAUUGAAGCAAGGAAAACUCACCAUUUGGCGGUGUCGAGAGACUACAUUUCACAGCCAAGAAUAACCUACAAAACAGUGUCAGGUGUGAACGGACCUCUGGUUAUCUUGGAUGAUGUCAAGUUCCCCAAGUAUGCCGAGAUUGUCAAGUUGACGCUGGCCGAUGGCAGUCAGAGGAGUGGACAAGUGCUGGAAGUCAGCGGGUCAAAGGCCGUUGUACAGGUGUUCGAGGGCACAUCAGGCAUUGAUGCCAAGCACACAACAUGCGAGUUCACCGGCGACAUCUUGAGGAUGCCCGUGUCAGAGGACAUGUUGGGGAGAGUGUUCAAUGGUUCUGGCAAGCCCAUCGACAACGGUCCUCCCGUCCUGGCAGAGGACUUCCUGGACAUCCAAGGUCAGCCAAUCAACCCCUGGUCCAGGAUCUACCCCGAGGAGAUGAUACAGACCGGCAUCUCUGCCAUCGACACAAUGAACAGUAUUGCCCGUGGGCAGAAGAUCCCCAUCUUCUCUGCUGCUGGUCUACCACACAAUGAAAUUGCAGCCCAGAUCUGUCGCCAGGGCGGCCUGGUCAAGGUGCCAGGAAAGAGUGUGCUCGACGACCAUGAUGACAACUUUGCCAUUGUGUUUGCUGCUAUGGGCGUCAACAGAGAGACUGCUAGAUUCUUCAAACAUGACUUUGAAGAGAACGGUUCCAUGGAGAAUGUGUGCCUGUUCUUGAACUUGGCUAAUGAUCCCACGAUUGAGCGUAUCAUCAUGCCCCGUAUCGCCCUGACCGUGGCCGAGUUCCUGGCGUACCAGUGUGAGAAGCACGUGUUGGUCAUCCUCACCGACAUGAGCUCAUAUGCUGAGGCCUUGAGAGAGGUGUCGGCCGCCAGAGAGGAGGUGCCCGGUCGUCGUGGUUUCCCUGGUUACAUGUACACAGAUUUAGCCACCAUCUACGAGCGAGCAGGUCGUGUAGAGGGACGUAACGGCUCCAUCACACAGAUCCCCAUCCUCACCAUGCCCAACGAUGAUAUUACCCACCCUAUCCCAGAUUUGACAGGCUACAUCACAGAAGGUCAGAUCUACGUCGACCGACAGCUCCACAACAGACAGAUCUAUCCACCAAUCAACGUGCUACCCUCCCUGUCAAGAUUGAUGAAGUCCGCUAUCGGCGAAGGCAUGACAAGGGAAGACCACUCCGACGUGUCCAACCAGCUGUACGCGUGUUAUGCCAUCGGUAAGGACGUGCAGGCUAUGAAGGCCGUGGUGGGAGAGGAAGCCUUGUCCCCCGAAGAUCUCCUCUAUCUAGAGUUCCUCACCAAGUUCGAGAAAAACUUCAUCUCUCAAGGUCAUUAUGAGAACAGAACAAUCUUCGAAUCUCUGGAUAUUGGUUGGCAGUUACUGCGUAUUUUCCCCAAAGAAAUGCUGAAGCGUAUCCCUGCAGCCACGCUAGCCAAAUACUACCCCAGGGACGCCUCCCGUUCACACGCUAACGCUGCUAAGGAUCAGGUCACAUCCUUGUAAUGUCAAUCAUCUGUAACCAUGGUAGCACAACUCUCCUGAGCUUGCAGUAUUUACAGUGGCAGACUGAGUCGAGGCAGAACACUGAACAACGUGGAACUGAGAGAACGAUAGUAUAGAUUAAUAAACAAAAUCAGAAAAUGUUUACAUUCAAAUUUGGACUUUGUGAUAUCAAACACACUCUUUUUAUUUUAUGAACUUAACUAGUAUUGCUUUAUAUCAAAUUAAUAUUCAAUACUAUUCAAAGUGAAAUAUCUGUUUUGUUCAAAGCUGAGCUGUUCAACAAAGUCUUGUAAAACCUUUGAUAUUAUUCCAACAAGUAACUUGACGUAUGCUGGUGCAAGUUGUGCGUGUGACAAUGUUCAUGGGUUGUCCCACAGUGCCAGCUGACACACUGGAGUCUGAUAUAGUAAUAUAUACAUGUGUGUGAACCAGGUUUUCAUGUUCUAGAAGAAUUUAACUACACAAUGUGUCAUAGGAUGAUUUUCUCUGUCAAUAGUUGAUGGUUUAGAAGCCAAUGUGCAACAUUCUAGAUGAUACAAGACAUGUUUGCUCAUUGUCUGAAGAUGGAGGAGAGAAUGUGGAUGCUGAUUGGCUGAUUGAAGUGAUGAUUAUUGCUCACAACCGAGUCAUUAACAUUGGAAUAUUCUGACAUGAACGUAAUGAAACACUUGCUAACACUGUUAUAGAGAUUUAUGUAUAUGAAGUUAUCAGUGCUAUUACACUACUCAAAACAAGUUAAGGUCCACCUGUUUAUAUCAUAAGACGAUACUUAGUCUGUGACUUGACACAGGAAUGAUAGCAGUAGGGAAGGAUCAGAUUGUCCUUAUCCUAUUUUGAGUAGUAUAUCUUAGGAAUGGAGACAUUUUUAGCUCUUUCGUGAUGAUCAAAUUACAGGUUUAUUCUUUAAGUACCAUCUAUGUUUUGUUGUCUGUGAUUUUCGAUUUAAUAAGGAACCAACAGGUCACGCUUAUUCUGUCAUGACACUGAAAUGCUAGUCAUUAUUGCUAAUGUCUCGGAACGUGUACCAGUAAACUAGACGCCUUUAGGUAGAGAUGACAAGCUGUGUUUUUGUGAAUUUGUCCACCUGAGUAAACGACAUUCCAUUGUUUGAAAGUGCUCUGACAGGUGUGUAGUUACAAAGAGUGCAGAGAAACUUGACCUUCUUUAAACUAACCAAGUUCAUGAGAUCAACUCAUUGUGUGUCACUCAUUAAUUGUUUCAAUUUGAAGAUAACAUGUACUUUGAUUUAAACACUAGUGGGUUAGAGGGCUGACAAGCAUUAUGUCCACAAGUUAAGGGAACUAUGUAUAUUAACAUUAUCAAUACCCUUGGUUGCUUGUCUACAUAAGUAUGUUUGAUUGCGGUUGUACAUAAUUGUGUCUGUAAUGUGUGAGAUUAAUUAAUUUGCAUUGUUUAUACAUCAUUUCACUAAGUGAAUCUGUCCAUGUUUCGAGUUUAUUUUUUUUGCAAUAUUUUUGUUUUGGUUCCAACAAAGUUCUUUUUUGGAUAUUUGUUCUAUGGCUCAUUGAUGUUAUUACUUCUUUUGCGUUAAAUUUUGAAUAUAUGUUUUGCUGCUCCCAAUAAGACUAAUGUAUUAUUAGAAGCAUUCUAGAAAAAUAGUUGCAUGCAAAACUGUAUCUUAUUUUGAGAGAAAGUUAACAUUAUGGCUUAUUUUUUCAGAUGAAAACGAUUUGAAUCAAUUUCUCAUUGCAUACCAUCGUACCAUAUUUAUGGUAGAACACCACCUUGUGAGUUAGACUUGUACUAAGGGGAGACAACACCAGAUUUCACUGUGAUAUAUGUGUUAUGUAGAGACUAUAUAUAGGCUUCUCAUCAAAUGGCUGUGUAUUUGACUAACAUGUAGAUUGUUGUUUCUGUAUAUAGAGAGUUUUCCAUCACUUGACCUAGACAGCUAGAGAACAGUAGCUUGAGGCACAAUUGUCGCCAUGUAUGUUAGGUGGGUUAGAACUGUCAGAACUUAAAAUAUUGUCACCCUGAAUGAAAUCUUGUCACAUGAUCUGUACAUUAGCUUUGGAGAUUUCUCACAUCUAUUUCUUGGUGUAGCCAAGUAUUGAUGUUUUAUCUAUUGAUUGGCAAAGGAUUAAGAGCCAGCUGUUUAAGGGCUGAAAUGUUGAUUAAAGUUCGCUGUGUUUAUUGAUUUGUUUGCCAACUCAAGUCAAUAAAGAUGAAAAGUCAGUUUUUGAGAAGCAGCUGUAUUACUGAUAAAGAUGAAGUAUUGAAGAAUCAAUGUUAGGAUUUUUUCUAAGCUGUUAUAUCCUGCUGUGUAAUACAGCGAUGUGUUUCCAUGUCCCACCCCAGUACAUCCAUGUAGUGGCCCUCCUCUGCAUGUCCCAGUGUGCACCGAUAGUUGUACUUCAUCGGUGUCUUGUCUAGAGGUUGCCCCUGGUACAGACACAAUGGACGGAUCACCAUUCCACAGGAAGAUCUUAUAGUGAUGACCGUGUCUUGUCUAGAGGUUGCCCCUGGUACAGACACAUUGGAUGGAUCACCAUUCCACAGGAAGAUCUUAUAGUGAUGGCCAUGGAAAGGUUGUUGUCCAGAGAUGGUAUUAUUGGACACAAGGGUGCCUACUCACAGGAGAUCAUUAUAAUGUGAAGGCAUCUUGUGGAGAGCCACCAGACAAGGCCUGGACUCCAACAAGAUACAACCAAAGGCUGAUCCAGGACUUUGAGGAUGGUAAACAAACCACUCAUCCAUUAUUACCUGAGAGAAAGGGGAAAACAGUCAAGGGAAAUCAUGGAUGACCAGUAUCUAGCCUUGGGGCUUACACUAUUAGGUGUGAACACCCCUCCUGACAGCCCUGAACUUGUGGAAAAGUAGCAGAAUCUGUAGCAGGUGGUGAAUGUGAGGUAGACGUUGUAGAUUCACGUUACGCAUGGUGGACAUGCUGUUUUGUCCUUCAGUGGGUAUCGGGUGCCAAGAUACCUUGUAGGGUGAAUGUAUGAGACGGGUACACUGGAUGGUGUCAUCCUAUCCUGGGUUUGGGGUACCUAGACACCCAGCAGGGUGAGGGAGAUGGGUACCUAGAUAUCCUGUAGGUAGAUCAGGUAAUCAGAAUGUGUAUAUUUGUAUCAGCUCUAUCUGUCUGUUAGUCCAUUGUACACUGGAGUACUUGAAUAAAGCAGUGCAAACAC